AUGGAAGUCAUCGGCACAGCCACCGCCCUUAUCGCCGUUGCAGAGUUCUCAUUGAAGCUAUUCAAGGCGUGCGACUCUUACUACAGGGCUGUUAAGGAAGCUCCGCGCGAGAUCAAAAGACUUUCCGAAGAAACUAGGUCCUUUGAUACCAACCUGAGGAUACUCCACGCUAUAGCGACCUCGCCCGACGCAGCCAAAGUCCCAAUACUCGUGGAAUUGAUGAAAGCCGAUGGCCCACGGGAAGAAUGCCAGGCUCUAUUGCGCAGUCUACUCACAAAACUUGGCGAAGGGAACGAUCGACAUGCCAAGCGCAAAGUAUUCAAGCAAAUGAAAUGGCCGCUUGAGAAAGAGGAUAUGGACAAUGGCAUUUCGGUUCUAGAGAGGCAUAGAAAGGAUCUAGACUUUGCGCUGAGUAGUGACAACUUGAAUAUUUCUGUAGCCACAAACCGUAUGAUUGCUCAAAUUUAUGACAAUACGGCGAUGAAGCAGAAGGACGACCGUUGCGAUAGAAUACUCGAGUGGCUACCAACCACAGAUACCGCAAUGAACCACGAGGAAGCUCGUAAGAAGCACCAGGACGGAACGGGAGAAUGGCUAUUCAAGACGGAUCAAUGGGGAAACUGGAUCUCCAACAGAGGCUCCGUGAUGUGGCUUAACGGAAUGCCUGGCUGCGGAAAGACCGUCUUGGCAUGGACGACGUCAGAACUCGACAGUAUCUCAGACGUCUAUGUAGUAGUCGAUGCGUUGGACGAGUCCUCCCUUCAGAAGGACGCCCGAAAAGAAGUCUUAGAAGCUGUCAAGCGGCUGGCCGGUACGAAAAACACCAAGCUGCACUUACUUCUGACCAGUCGCCCGGAAUUGGACAUUGUAGACUCUCUGGCACCACUAUUAACCGUUCCAGGGAUCUCCAUCCAGAGUCACCAAAUCCAGGCCGACAUUUCCCAUUAUGUGUCGACACAGAUCAGAGAGAGCAAUACCCUGCGAAAGCUCCGACCAGAAGAUGCUUUGAGGAUACAAAAUACUUUGACCGAAAAGGCCAACGGAAUGCAAGUAUUCUCAGAUCUCAUCUACACCUUUAGCUCGAUGGCACUUUGUGGCGGAACGACGAUUCGAUGGGUUUUCUGCCAGAUGGAAGUCAUCCGCAAAUGCAUCUCAUCAUCGGAUAUCUACAAGGCAUUGGAUCGCCUGCCAACUGAUCUCAACGAAACAUACGAUCGAAUCCUCGAAGCUAUUCCUAAAGCCCAUCAACCCAUCGCCCAUAGAGCCCUCGCCUGGUUGUUUUUUAGCAGGUCGCCACUGUUAGCCGAUGUGCUUGCGGAAGCUUCCAUCAUCGAUCCAUGCGCGUAG
This is a messenger RNA of Mytilinidion resinicola, 1347 nucleotides long. RefSeq lists its product as uncharacterized. The record is from RefSeq and is a predicted model, not a curated record. NCBI's taxonomy places the organism in Eukaryota, Fungi, Ascomycota, Dothideomycetes, Mytilinidiales, Mytilinidiaceae. Bases 1 to 1347 code for a protein of 448 amino acids. The transcript is spliced from 5 exons.